AAAUAGUAUAUACAGUUAACGCACAUACAGAAUAUACUUUUAAAGUAAAACACAAACGAUUAAAAGGUACGAAUUUUCUUAAACCGGGAAACAGAAAAUGACACGCAAAGAUAAUGACGCAUGUCGCGUGAAAAGAUAUACGUAUCCAUAUAGCAUAGUUGCAUGCAGGGCCGUCUUAACCAAGUACGUGUUUAGAGCGUCGAGAGAAGCAACCUACUACAAUUGUUGAUAACUAAAUUUAACUAAACGUUCAAAAUUUCGAAAUCUUAAUGUUUUAAAUUCCAAAGCUCCAAAGAUUUUAAAUUUUACAGUCAAAAAACUCUGAAGUUUUAAGAUUCAGAAAUUCCAAAGUGGAAAAGUUCUAAAAGCCCAAAGUUCCAUUUCGUAAAAUAAAAUUUUGUUGCAAUGUGUAUUUUAGAUUAAAAAUAUAUACUUAUAUGAAUGCACAAAAAUCCUGGAAGUGUUUGGGGUCUCUCGAGGUCUUAGUUCGGCCCUGAUCACGUCGCGAAUAUAUAUCUAUACGAAAUACGUAUACAGGUAUCAAUCAGCUGGGUGCACGUGAGCACAGAACACGUGCAUCAGUCAUUCGUAGCGUGUGGCAGUGUUGUGCGCGGCUCAAACACAGCGGUAAGCUUGCUGCCAGAUCAAGACCGGUUUACAGAAACAAAAAUAUUUAAAUACCAGGUUUUUCGUGACAAGAGUUUUCAGAAACGUAACGUGAUAAACGAAUUCUCCAUACAAAAAGUGUGAUCAAUCAUUCGAGCAUUGAUUCCAUUUUUCCAAGGAAAUAUGUGUAACUAAGUUUGGCGAGUAAAUUGCAGAAAUUCUUGAAUGAUUCUUCAUGAAAAGGAAAGUUGUGAUGUUAACAGAUGUGAAUAGUUUGAGAACAUAAUAUUUCUUUGAAAUGUGAUUGACAAUUAUUGGUUAGAAUGUCGAUAUACGACAGCAGUGUACUAAUCAUAUGGAUAUUUGUUUUAGGUACAGCAUCCAGAUUGAUGCUAACGUUGAUUCAUUGCAAAAGUAAAUGGGUUUCGCUUCUAAUCAAUCCGAAUUCAUUUUGCAAAGAAUUUUUUAUCAAUCUGCCCACUUCUGUAGUGCAAUUUGCGAUCACUUGGAAAUUACCGUUUUGGAACAGCGUAAAAUUCAAUCACAGCCAGGAUAAUAGAUGCUGGCACUAAUGAAGACUGCAAAACCCACUUUCCUGGAGAUCGAUAAUGACAAGUUUGAAACCAUCAUGAAAAUAUCAAACAAGGAUACGAUCGAACAAAAGAAGGAGUGUUCCAGUAACGAUGCAGACCCCUCAAAAACUUUACAACUGUUACGAGUCAAGGGAUUUCCCCGAUUAUUACCUGAAGGUAUUCAGGCGUUAGUCAGUUAUUGCCGGUACCUACAGGAGCUAUCAUUAUCGUAUUCGCUUAUCAGUGACGACUUGCUACUAGCUUUAAGUGCAGAGAAACAGAUUCAGUUAGAAACACUACGGCUGGAAGCGCAUCCGGAGACGAAACCACUUCCGCGUGUCAGUGACAAAGCAUGGUUUACGUUUUCGAGUAGUCUUCCAAAUAUAAAUCUUGUAUUGUUAUCUUACAUGACAAAUGAUGAUGAUCAGACACCGCUGAUUGCUCCUUGCGUUCCUAUUACACAUCUUUACUUUGGAGAAGCGCCAUCCGAAGCGACCGUGUUAUGCAUUGGUUAUCAAUGUCCUCGAUUGGUCGAAUUGGUAAUCGCUGCUUAUGGACCUGAUCUACUUGAUCACGCCUUACUCUCUAUCGCCGAUGGUUGUCCACGUUUGAACGCCGUUGGUUUGGGCGAUUGUGAAGUCACUUGCUCAGGAUUAUUGGAAUUUGUUACACGGUGUGCGAAACGUUUACAAGUACUGUACGUUUGGGAAACGGCAUUGGUCGAGGAUUCAGAUCUUGAUGUCGCAACUGUAUCAAAGAAUGUGUCGUUGCUCCUUGGACGUACUUGGGUACCUGAAUAUAUACCGUUGUAUUGAAGCUAGAUAAGUAACCGAAGCAAUUUAUAUCCCAUGUGAUUGCACAUAGUUGCUGACAAUAGUUUGCGCAUAUACCGUAAAUGUGCGUAAGUGAUAAAUCAGACUUUACAGAUAACCCUUUUCUAUUUUUUACAUAAAUCAAUUAUGUAAGUGACCACAUUAUUUUGGAUCGUAGAUUAGAUUGUAUUGUAUACACGUUUCCAAUAUUCUUACAAGUACUAUAUAUAAAAAAAGUAUUUCAGAAGAAUUUUAAUUUUGUUAAUUUUUCUUUAAGGAAAAAAGAAAAUGAUUUGUAUAUAAUUUUCUAUGUUAGCAAGGGAUUAGCAAUUGUUAUUAGAAAAACCAUAAUUUCGUUUCAUUGUAGUUCUCAUUAAGUUGUAUUUAUAAGUUGAUGUUCGAACGAUUUCGUGUAGUUCAUGAAAAGCUGAAACUCUUGGCGUCGUGAAAAAUUAGAAUGAACAAAAAAUGCCUCGUAUUGUAAAAAUUGCUCGUAUCUGUUAAUACCAAAAAUAUAAACUUUAUUAGAUUAUAAUGGUAUCCUUUUGCGUGUGAUGUAUAUAAAAUAAAAUAAUAUUACUACUUAUUUACCAACUGUCGCUCAUGAUAGAUAUGUAUAAUAUACAUUAAUUGAUAUAGUCUAUAAUGUUAUUGUAAUAUAACAGAAUAUGUACAUUAUUUCUACAUUAUAACACAAUAAAUGGUUGGAUAUACUUAGUAGUUAUAUCUAAUAACGUUAUCACUUAAUGUUUUUCACGAUUAAACUUCUUUCUUUGUUUGUUUAAUACACGUGAUUAUUUUUAUUUCUUUUUAUUAGCAUUUUGCUGAUGCUAUUCUAAAGAUGCGAGGUGCUCAGUCUUGUAUCCCAGCCGAUAUAUCCAAUCUUUUGUUUUAUAAGGCCGAUUCAAAAUUUUCAUGUUCGAACAACUUACGUAUUUCGGUUGCUUUUAUUAUAGGGAUGUACGGAAUUCAAAAGCUUCGACAUACGCGCGCAGUCUAAUUUCGGGUUAGUUCGACAAAAAUCUACACUCUGAUUUUCAAACAAACUUCCCAAUUUAGAAAUUUAGAAGUUUCCAAAUUUUCUAUCUAAUCAUCUAACUCGAUUCUGUCUAAAGUUCCAGUUCUCGAAGCGCAGAAAAAUCCGUACACCUCUAAUUUACGACAAUGUAUGUUAAUACGUAUAAGAAUCUGCAUCAUUUUUUGUAAAAAUUUUAAUGUUAUAUAAGAUAUAACAUGUUAGCGUAUCGAACAAAUAUUGUUACACUCUUUAGGAGCAUCAUAACAUCUUCCUUUUUGACUGUUUGUAAGAAACAGCAGUUUUAAAAAACAUGAUAAUAAUAAUAAAAGUUAACUUAUUUGACAUAACACAACAAUGGCAUACACUUGUUACGUUAUCGAUUAGAAAAUGCAGUAUUCGUUACUCGUAGAAUUUUUUAAGCAAUUAAUAAAUGAUAAGCGUACGCAAAGAUCUAAUUUAAGGCUUAAAGUAACAGAGCCCUUUGAACACGUUUGCCGUACAUGUUAAAAUUAUACUAUCUCUUCAUUAAUAUCAAUACGAAUAUUUUAACGAGAAAUAUUGAAAAAUUCUUAGGAACACGUAGAAAAAUUAUUCUAAUGUAAAUGUAUGGCUUUUGUUCUUAAUCUUCUAUGUUCUUAACAUUCUUGUUGCGAACAUGGAUCUAGGUUUCUUAAACUAAAAAUUAUUUUUAAAAAGGGCUCAAAUACACGUAAAAUAUUUCUAUGAACAAGAAAAAAUGUAAUUUUCAAUUUUAUUAUCAUUGCCCUAUUAACAAUCACUCUGUUCCUGAAUUGCACUGAUUUUUAUAAAUUUACUAUGUAAAUACUAUUGUUAAGUCUCAUUCAAUAUGAGCAUUCACAUUAUUAAAUAAUGUAGAAGACGAACGGAGUUUUCUUUUCGUUUUUUAAAAUAAAAUGUAAACACAACGAAUUAUUCGCAACGUUUACAAUAAUACGCGUGUGAUCUACUAAAAUUUUGUAUCACCAAAGAAUCAAACACUUGCGCAUUAACUGAAACUUAAUUACAUACAUAAUAAAUUUUCAGACAUGAUCUGUAUAGUGCUAGUAGAUUCUAUAACAUAGUAGAACUAUUUACAUUGAAUAUUUUCCUUAAUAAUAAAAUUCAUUAAUAUUUCUAACGCUUUGCAGGAAAAUCAAUUUAAAAUAUAAAGUAAUUAUAAAUCAAACUUUGCUCUACACAGAUCACAGUAUAUAUCGAGGUUUAGAACGGAUUUUAAACGCGAUUCACAGCUGCAUACAAACUAUUUAAAAUAUCAUUAACUUUUAGCACCACCUUAGGCAUAUUUGCUAUCUUUUGUAUCUGCUACUUUUGGCAAAAUAAUAGUAACGCUAUUGUUACGCAAGUUCACUAUUAACAGGCAUAACAAAAUAGGUCAGCUAUUAUCCUAUAUUAUUAAAAAGGAGCAAUCAAACAAAUGGACGGGUUGGUUACUUACUCUACGCGUAAUUUAAGUUUGGGUACACGUAAAACUAACGCAGCUUUAAAAGACAUGAUAUUUUUGAGCAUCGCGGCUGCUAAAUUUGCUCGUGGGGCCUUUUCUCUAAAUGUAUUUAACGUACAAUUUUCUCGUAACUAUUUCGUUAUUGAUUAAUUAAUUUUAAAAAACUUUGAGACUUUUCACGUCAUAGUCUUUCUUUUUACAUCUUUUACUUCUUACGAAAAUCUACGAUAAUUAUAAAAAGCUUAAGCCCCAAGAACAAAAUAGAUAAUAUAAUUAUUAUGAUUGCCUCGGCGCACAAUAUAUUUAACAAUAACACACUUAUUGUGUUCGUUCUGAUACACUUUACUCAAAAUAAUAGUUUUCUUUCCAUAAUAGAUUUCUCUAUUAUUUACGCACCUGUAUCUGUUACUUGUUAAGAUAUGGCUUCUGGUGUGGACCAGUCAUAUCAAUAAAAACAUUUCAAGUACCUGAGUCGAUCCUA
Messenger RNA from Megachile rotundata (alfalfa leafcutting bee), 4951 nucleotides. Its product is annotated as F-box/LRR-repeat protein 3. Gene Ontology annotation, biological process: SCF-dependent proteasomal ubiquitin-dependent protein catabolic process. Lineage: Eukaryota; Metazoa; Arthropoda; Insecta; Hymenoptera; Megachilidae. Gene Ontology annotation, cellular component: SCF ubiquitin ligase complex. The record is from RefSeq and is a predicted model, not a curated record.